Chara braunii is the source of this 2450-nucleotide messenger RNA. The record is from the annotation of a GenBank genome assembly. NCBI's taxonomy places the organism in Eukaryota, Viridiplantae, Streptophyta, Charophyceae, Charales, Characeae.
GCCUAUGGAACAAGACACGAUGGGGCCACAACCGACCACGGGCGAAGUAGGAGAGGAGUACAGGACAUCGCCCGACCGAGCACUGAGGGAUCUGAAGGAACGAAUUAGGCGGGAAGCAUCGCUGAGAUGGACUGACUAAACCAAUGACGGAGAGCCCGACGUAAUGGGUGAGCCGUUCGUGACAGAGCCGCAGGAGGCUCUGAAGACUGGAACCUCGAGCGCUCGACGAGAAGCGACGAGACGACGCUCCCCUGAAUAUGAGCGAAGGGAGACCAUGGCGGAUAGGCGCAGGGACGACUGGAGAGAGAGUUCGAGGGAUUCCUAUUGGAGGGACAAAGAUAGCGAUAGGGCACCGCCCCGGCGUGUCUUCGACCCCCAAACGGGGGAAUCACACCCACUCCCUUACGAGAGCAAAGAUCGCUAUAUUAUUACGCACAGGGCCUCAGAGCCUCCUACUUUCAGGGGCUAUGGCAUUACAGAAUAUCUGGAGAAGUGGGAGUUUCACGCUAGCCGGAGUCAGUGGUCGGAGGAAGAGAUUAUAGAGAACUUCCUAUUUAAUGUGGACCCAAGUCUCGGCAAGGAAGUUAAGGAAGCCCGACCGAAGGAUGGGAAAUGGACUACGUACAAGAAGAACCUCGUUGAGCUUUACAAAUUGGAGGAUAACAAGUACUCCAUCAAGGACCUUGAGGCAAUGACUCAAGAUGAAGAUGAGAGCGUACGGGCAUUUGGAAUGCGGUUCCAGAAGAUCUCCGACGUGCUGAUGAAGAAGGGGAAGAUCUCGGAGGUCGAGCGCUGUACUAUCUUCAUCGGACACCUGUUCAAAGGCAGACAAAAGAGUAUACUUAGAGAUCUUUCACGCGACAAGCUUGAAUUCCCAGAAGUCCUAAAGCUCGCGAUAAAGGUAGAGGCAGACGACUACAAAGACUUGGUAUGGAGGGGAAUGAGGAGACGUGAUUUCUCUCUCUAUAAGGAGUAUGUCACUGAUAGAUGCCCUGAUUUCAAGGACUAUCCCUGGUCGGAAAAGAAUGAAGCUGUGGCUGAGGAAGUGAAGGAGAUAAGGGACAUGGUAAAGGGAUUGACAAGACACGUUACAGAGAUUGUGACCACCACUGGAGCCACGACUUACCGGGACAAACCCGGAGGGCCUUAUUCACUUCGCUGGGACCGUAGGAAUACCGAUUCCUGGAGGAGUGUCGAGGAUAGAAACCCUCGGACGCUGACUGAUUAUCGUGCGAGGAAGAGGGAGAGAGACGAUGAGCCGUGGCGACAUAGGGAUGAUGAGAUAGACCGGGACCGCAGAGCUCGCGAGGCGUAUGGGCGAGCUAGGAGGCUGGAUGAUUACUCGCGUAGCCCUCGCUAUGAGGCCGAUCGGGGUAGAGGCGACUCUCGAGGCCGAUAUGAGAGAUCAGACCGGGAUAGAUAUAGGGACGGAAGAUAUGAGAGGACGGAUCGAGAUGGAUACAGAGAUGGCGGAUAUGAGAGGGGAGAUCGAGACGGGGACCGACGAGAUGACUCGAGCGGACGGUAUGACCGCGGGGGAUACGCGAGAGAGCAGCCCGACGAUUCGCGGGGGUGGUACAACCGAGGAGAUCGACGCGACGAGUCACAAGGGCGAUACGACUCUGGAGACCGCCGAAACGAUUCACGAAGACGAUAUGAGCCAGGAGGAUCCGGAGGAGACCGCCGCAAUGAUUCGCGAGGCCGGAAUGAGAGUGGGGGAUAUGGCGCCUCAUCAAAACCAUAUCCCAAGUCCCCUGACCCCAGGGCAGCCAGGGGUUCGAUCUCUAGGAGCGCAGACGACAGGCCAUCUACUCCCAGGAACUCAUGCGUCUACUGUAGAGGAGAUGAUCAUAUCAAGAGAGACUGCCCGGAUCUCAAGCGGGCAAUAGAUGAGGGGCUUGUCAUGCUUGAUGACUGCAAGUACGUCGAGUGGGCAGACGAUCUGGGAGACGUAUCAAUGUUUCCCUCGAUGAAGGAGAAUGUAGAAGCAAGGAGAGUAAGGUCGAGUAAAGGAAAGGAGCCAGUUAGGAGCCAGAGCAUCAAAAUAACUUUCGAAGGAGAUAUGGCAACCACACCCAUAAGGGUAGCAACUACCAAGUCGGCGCGAGGGUCUACGUCGAAGAAGACUGACACGGAUUACGUGAUGGCGGAGAAGGACGGACAGCGGAUCGAUGGAGAGGAGGUUAUUCUUUCACCGCGAAAGCGGGGAGUGAAGAAGUUCUUGAUGAAGAGUUUGCUGGACGAGAUUGACACGGUCGAGCCACUGAGGCGGGCCCUUCGACAGCCCAUGCAGUGCUCUAUCCUAGAAUAUCUGGCGGCAUCCAAGCCGGCUCGCGAUGAGUUACAGAUGAUCACGCGGAAAACUCGCAUACCUCUAUCAAAGGAGGCUUAGGGGGCCCCUAAGGCGGAUGCUCCUACUGUAGCAGUAACGGGGGUGACUGCCAGAGCGG